Molecule: messenger RNA, 1050 nt
Organism: Adineta ricciae
Lineage: Eukaryota; Metazoa; Rotifera; Eurotatoria; Adinetida; Adinetidae
Source: the annotation of a GenBank genome assembly
AUGAAGACGAUUAUUCUUUUGUGUUGUCUUCUAACUACGGCUAGUUAUCAAGGUGACUACUUUACUCUGAGUGGUCAAGGUAAUCGAUUUCAACCAGAUGAUAAUGCUCAACUCUUGUCGACUAUCUCAAAUGUCGACGUUACUGCAUCAUGCGCCAUAUAUUGCUUAGAAAAUACAUUCUGUCGCACUUUUAACUUUGAUUCUACUACACGUCAAUGCGAAUUAUACGAAGGAUGGUUUACUGCAGACAAUUCUAUAUCCGCCAAUGCAUCGAGCAUAGCCGGUUGGAUGGAAUUCAAUUCAGCAAUGUUCAGUUCAUACAAUGCGUCAGCAGAUCAAUGUCAAAAUAGUCGAUAUCUGUCAGUUGAUAUCGCGUCGGGCCGAUGCAAAUGUCCUGCUCGUACAUUUUGGAAUGGAACAUUCUGUUUAAAUCAAGGAUUUACUGGUGAUACUUGUCAAGCGAACGACUGGUGUCGAAAUGAUUUGAAUAUCAGUUGCGUAUCAUCAACGUGUCUAGUCAUUCCAGCCACGACAACGGCAACUUCAACAACUACACUCGUUGCUACAUGUACAACUCUGAUUACAUUUAAUGACAUUCCCGGUCAAUCAAGUACAUCAGGUAUCAUUCCUAAUGGCUAUAAGAAUCUGAAUUGGACGAACGUUAAUUAUAUAAAUGCAUCAACAACUCCAAUUGGAAGUGGAUAUCGCACUGCUCUUGGCAAUCAAACUUUUCUCAUGUAUAAUGCAAAUGGAUUUAACUUCACAAUUUCAUCAGCAAAUGGAACUCGGUUCUCUUUUGAUUCUUUUAUUUAUAACAGCGCUUGGUACGAUGUUCUCACUUUUGGCUUUUGGACCAGCCGUGCUGGUCAAGUAACGACAACUGCCACUUAUAAAGCAGGACGUACAUACAGAUCACUAGUAUAUUGUACUUUUUGCACAAAUGUGGAUACAUUGAUAUUUAACAUAAAAAAUGGAUCAAUGACUACUAAUCAAACGCAGAAUGGAACUCAGUUGAUACUUGCCAGUCUGUGCAUCUCUUUUGGGCGUUAA